AUGGCGGCCCCGGAGAGCGAUGGAAUUCGGCCGUGGGCGGACCUCCCCGUCGAGAUGGUAGACGCCAUCGUCCAACAACUCGACCUCUUCAGCACCACCCGGCUUGCAUCUGUCUGCACGUCCUGGUCGACGGCCGUCGCCACGAACGCCGCGCUGCCGUUCGGCACGCCGUGCCUGCUCAUGACAGGCGAGGAGGAGGACGACAACGGAGCUCGCGGCGACGACCACGAGGACUGGAGCUACCAGCUGAUGAACCUCACGACCGAGAGAGGGGACUCGUUCCCGGCGCUCAUCCGGGACGUGCAGGAGCAGUGGUGGGUCGGAGGCAAGGACGACUGGCUCGCCGUUGUCGACAGAUACGGCGGCGCGCGGCUCCUGAACCCUUACACCGGCCGCCAAAUCGACUUGCCGCGUACCCCCGCUGCCGUCGGCCCCGGCGUCACCAAUACCGGGCUCGGGUUCGAUAGGAUCGUUGUGUGCGCGACGCCGUCCGACGACGAAGGCUACCUCGUGAUCGGGAUGGUCAACGACUACCUUCUGGCGAUCGCGAGAGGCCGCGACGACGGCUGGACAGAGUUGAGGAAUCCUGACGGCCAUCCUGCCGGCGGCUACAAAGACGCGGUCGUGCACAAGGGCAAGGUGUUCGCCGUCGACAAGUCUGGCUCCAUAUACGCCUGGGACCUACAGGGCGGCGCGUGCCCCGAACCGGAGAAGCUUGAGCCGCCCCACAUCGACCGUGGCGAGUUCGAGCACGAAGGCUGGAAGCUUGCGGAGUCGGCCGACCGCCGCCGCCUCCUCCUCGUCUGGACCUACGGCAAGAUGGUCAAUUGCAGGCGGUUCAAAGUCUACGGCUGCUUCGACUACCUCGAGUUCGUCGCCGAGGGCGCGCGCCUGUGCGAGCGGGACGUGGACGCCGCCGCCGGUUUGUCGGACGGUGACGCCGGGUGGAGCCCCGUCAGCAGCCUCGGCGACCACUCGCUGUUCCUCGGCGCGAACUACCCGUUCUUUGCUCGCGUCGGGAACCAGGGCACGUCAGAUUCGGACUCGGUGUGGGGCAUGGUUCGGCCGAAUUGCAUCUGUUUCGCGAAGGGUCACUUGUUUCAGAGCCAGGAUGUUGAUGUGGAAGUGUUCGAUCUCGACGCUGAGGAGUACCAAUAUAAUCCAUACAAGUUGAUCUUGUCUAACAGCCGGCACUAUAGUUCUUACCAAGAACCUAUUUGGUUUAGACCUACGCUCAAGAAUUAUGAUUUGGAGUAA
Setaria italica (foxtail millet) is the source of this 1257-nucleotide messenger RNA. Its product is annotated as putative F-box protein At4g17565. The transcript has a single exon. The record is from RefSeq and is a predicted model, not a curated record. NCBI's taxonomy places the organism in Eukaryota, Viridiplantae, Streptophyta, Magnoliopsida, Poales, Poaceae. Bases 1 to 1257 code for a protein of 418 amino acids. Gene Ontology annotation, molecular function: protein binding.